AUGCCAUCUCCCCGCGUUUUCGUCACGGGCGCAUCUCGAGGGAUCGGCCUCGAGAUCGCGAAGAAGCUGGCAAGCGAGAGAGGCGCACAUGUCACGAUUGCAGCAAAAACAAAAGAGCCACAUCCCAAGCUGUCGGGCACGAUCUACACAGCUGCAGACGAGAUAGAGGCAUGCGGCGGCAAAGCGACCCCGCUCGUCAUGGACGUACGAGACGAACAGGGCGUCCGGGAGAGCAUCGACACCGCCGCAAAGGCCAUGGGCGGCAUCGACGUACUGAUCAACAACGCCUCUGCCAUCUCGCUCACCGAUUCGCAACGCACAAAGAUGAAGACCUACGAUCUCAUGAACAACAUCAACGGCAGGGGCACCUAUCUCGCCUCGGCGGCGGCCAUACCCCAUCUGAUCGACUCUGGUCGACAGGGCCGCAAUCCUCACAUCCUCACGCUCUCCCCGCCGCUUGCAAUCUUUCGUGACAGUGAGGAUGCCAUGUCUCAGUUUGGCAAAGCGACGGCAUAUGCGAUGGCAAAGUUUGCCAUGAGUCUGUGCUCACUUGGCCUGGCAGGCGAGCUGAGAGGUCGCGUCGCUGUCAAUGCUCUCUGGCCGUACACCUUGAUCAACACAGAGGCCCUCCGUCUGAUCGUGUCGGAAGAAGAACAAUCACGGAGCCGGACAUCCGCAAUUGUGGCUCGUUGUGCACACGAGAUGCUGUUGAGAGACAGCAAGACCUACACCGGCAACUUUGAGAUUGACGAGAUCUUCCUGCUCAAGAACAGGCUGUGUUCGCCCGCAGACAUUGACGCCUUUGCCGUCGACCGGAAGCAUUCGGCCCGUCUCCUACCUGAUCUGUUCGUACCGCGAGGCACGGCGGAAACAAUCUCAGAACUCCGCGAGUCAUACUAG
This is a messenger RNA of Mixia osmundae IAM 14324, 900 nucleotides long. RefSeq lists its product as uncharacterized. Lineage: Eukaryota; Fungi; Basidiomycota; Mixiomycetes; Mixiales; Mixiaceae. Bases 1 to 900 code for a protein of 299 amino acids. Gene Ontology annotation, cellular component: mitochondrion. The record is from RefSeq and is a predicted model, not a curated record. The transcript has 2 exons.